This is a messenger RNA of Ruditapes philippinarum (Manila clam), 882 nucleotides long. RefSeq names its product E3 ubiquitin-protein ligase MIB1-like. Gene Ontology annotation, cellular component: cytoplasm. Gene Ontology annotation, biological process: protein ubiquitination. The transcript is spliced from 8 exons. Bases 1 to 882 code for a protein of 293 amino acids. Gene Ontology annotation, molecular function: metal ion binding; ubiquitin-protein transferase activity. NCBI's taxonomy places the organism in Eukaryota, Metazoa, Mollusca, Bivalvia, Venerida, Veneridae. The record is from RefSeq and is a predicted model, not a curated record.
AUGGAACCUGCUGCGGCAGGUUCGAACCGUGUGGUUCGGGUGAAUAUGAUGGAGGGAGUCGGAGCAAGGGUUAUCCGGGGUCCUGACUGGAAGUGGGGUAAACAGGAUGGGGGAGAGGGUCAUAUUGGCACUGUAAGAAACUUUGAAAGCCCAGAAGAGGUUGUAGUUGUAUGGGACAACGGGACAGCAGCUAACUAUAGAUGUGCAGGCGCCUAUGAUCUAAGAAUUCUUGAUAGUGCACCUACAGGAUUUUGUUUAUCUUUUAGGAUAUGUGUUGACUCGAGACGCAAAAGUAAAAAGAUCACAGUUCGAGGAAUUUUCCCUGGUGCAAGAGUUAUUCGAGGUGUAGAUUGGCAAUGGGAGGACCAAGAUGGCGGGAAUGGAAGGCGGGGCAAAGUCACAGAAAUCCAGGACUGGAGUGCAGCAAGUCCAAGAAGUGCAGCAUAUGUGCUGUGGGACAAUGUAGCCAAGAAUCUCUAUAGAGUGGGCUUUGAGGGAAUGUCAGACCUCAAGGUUGUUACAGAUGCCAAAGGUGGGACAGUGUACCGAGAUCAUUUACCAUGUUUAGGUGAACAAGGUCCAGGGUCAAGGUCAGGUCCUGGUGGUCUGGCUAUUGGUGACCAGGUUAAUGUAGAUUUAGACUUUGAAAUAGUUCAGUCUCUCCAACAUGGUCAUGGUGGAUGGGCAGAUGGAAUGUUUGAAUGUUUAGGACAGACUGGGACAGUGGUUGGUAUUGAUGAAGAUCAUGAUAUUGUUGUAUCAUAUUCUAGUGGAAAUAGAUGGACGUUUAACCCGGCUGUAUUGACCAAAGUGAGCACGCCUAGUAGUACAAACUCGGCUACUAGCGAGAACGGCACUAACCUCGGAGCCCACGUGGAGUAG